UACACCAGCCUAACAAAGCUGAACAGGCUAAUGUUUGUUGCCAAACAUUGUCCGUCCCUAGAGGUUGAUGCAUUGAGGAUAGCUCUCAGUUAUGUGAAGCAAACAUUUAAUGUCCAGUUGUACCAGGAAAUUGUGACAAGGAUGACAGAAGCAUGCAGUCGUAGUGAAUUGGAAUGCCCACCCAUGGACACAACAUGGAUAGAAACUACAAGUAAAAAGGCUGCAUUAAAGCUUGAGAAGCUAGAUACAGACUUGAAAAACUACAAGAGUAACUCCAUCAAAGAGAGUAUCAGACGAGGACAUGAUGACCUGGGUGAUCAUUACUUUGAGUGUGGAGACCUAAACAAUGCUUUAAAGUGUUACUCAAGAGCAAGAGAUUACUGCACCACAGCUAAACAUGUUGUUAACAUGUGUGUUAAUGUCAUCAAGGUCAGUAUUCACUUGGGUAACUGGUCACAUGUGUUAAAUUAUGUCAACAAGGCAGAAAACACUUCAGAGCUUGCUGAGCAGAAAGACAGGAGACCAAACUUGGUGACUCUUACAAGACUCAAGUGUGCUGCAGGCCUUGCAGAGCUUGCGGCAAGAAAAUACAAGUCAGCUGCCAGGAAUUUCUUGCAAGCUUCAUUUGACAACUGUGAAUGCCCAGAGAUAAUUUCACCUAAUAAUGUGGCUGUGUACGGAGGACUAUGUGCACUGGCUUCGUUUGACAGGCAGGAGCUACAAAAGAAGGUUUUAUCAAGCAGUUCAUUUAAGCUUUUCCUGGAGUUGGAGCCGCAGUUGAGAGAUGUUCUGUACAAGUUCCACGAGUCGCAGUAUGCUGCUUGUCUGAAACUCCUGGAUGAAAUGAAGGAUAACUUCAUGUUAGACAUGUAUCUAGCUCCUCAUGUGAACACCUUGUACAGUCAGAUCAGAAACAGAGCGCUUGUGCAGUACUUCAGUCCUUACGUGUCAGCGGACAUGGAGAAGAUGGCGCAUGCGUUCAACACAACAGUGACAAACUUGGAAGAUGAGCUGUCACAGCUGAUACUUGAUGGACAGAUUCAGGCCAGGAUCGACUCGCAUAACAAAGUAAAAUUAUCUCCUACGAUUUCGUAAAAUACCGAUAAUAAAGCAGCCCCUCUGAAAACUAUCCCAACGAUCACGGCCCUGUUGCUUUAAAUACAAGGGUUUCACUUAAGGAGCUCAGUCACAGUAUUUUGAGUUGUUUAAUGGCCGCGUAGAAAAUCACCUUUAAAU
This is a messenger RNA of Orbicella faveolata, 1236 nucleotides long. RefSeq names its product COP9 signalosome complex subunit 1-like. Gene Ontology annotation, cellular component: COP9 signalosome. The record is from RefSeq and is a predicted model, not a curated record. Lineage: Eukaryota; Metazoa; Cnidaria; Anthozoa; Scleractinia; Merulinidae. Gene Ontology annotation, molecular function: protein binding.